This is a messenger RNA of Capsella rubella, 523 nucleotides long. RefSeq names its product arabinogalactan peptide 14. The transcript has a single exon. Bases 131 to 313 code for a protein of 60 amino acids. Lineage: Eukaryota; Viridiplantae; Streptophyta; Magnoliopsida; Brassicales; Brassicaceae. The record is from RefSeq and is a predicted model, not a curated record.
AAAUGUAACUCACAAGCCACACAUCAAAUACAAACACAACACAACAAUAAGCACCAAGAACGUUUUCAUCAACUCUCUCCAUUGCUCUCUCUCCUGUGAGUUUCAUAUCCAAAAGAAUACUAAAGCAAUAAUGGAGGCAAUGAAGAUGAAGCUUUUCGUGGCGGUUUUGGUUGCGAUGAUGGCGUUCUCUAUGGUUCAGCAGACGGUUGCAGCGGUUGACGCUCCGGCGCCGAGCCCUACCUCGGAUGCUUCCUCGUUUAUCCCUACUUUCUUGGCCUCCGUAGCGGUGAUGGCCUUUGGGCUCCUCUUCUAAGAAGUUUCUUCUUUGCUUUCUUAUGUUUAAUUGAAUUUAAAAGUAAAAUCAACUGAUAUUUGAUGUUUAAGUCCGGUCUUGUUUGUCUCUUUCAGUUCUUGAUGACAUCUUGUAGUUGAUUGUUUAUGUUGGUUACCUUUGAUCUCUUUUAUGUAUCGCGUUAUUGAAUUUGACUCAUUCGAAUAUCAAUAAACAUUUAUUAUUAUUAUU